GAUGGAUGGGCAAGGUUACCCGUACAAGGAGCUGGCUGCCAUCCCCACAGACAAGGCCAUCCUGGAGAUUGAGCGUCCGGACCUGAUGAUCUAUGAGCCUCACUAUAGCUACGUGUACGCUGAGCGCCCCGAGCCUCAGGGCUCUGCCGAGCGCCCACAUUCACCAAGGCCGAUGUCACCUCUCACCUAUCCUGAGUGUGCGAUGUACAAGGAGAGCCGGGAGUGGAUGGACGAGCGGUUUGCAGGCUCCUCGCUGAGAUCCGCCUGUUCCCGCCGGAGCUACCCCCCCACCGGGAGCCUCCCUCACCACUUCCACCGGCCAGAUAUCGGCACCAACAUGUACAGGAAGCGGCCGAUCUACAAACUGAACGAACCAUCGGCUGUGCUUCCACCGAGCAAAUACAUUGAGGAUCUCAUCAUCGAAUCGUCCAAGUUUCCGGCAGCACAGCCUCCGGACCCCAACCUUCCCGCCAAGAUUGAGACAGAGUACUGGCCCUGCCCCCCGUCCCUCGCUGUUGUGGAGAAAGAAUGGCGGCGGAGGAUCGCCUCCAGAACAGAGGAGGAGGAGGAUGAUGAUGAUGAUGAGGACGAGGACGAGACGAUGGGCCGUCUGCGCGAGAUUCAGCGGAAGGAACUCAACAAGAUCCAGUCAGGGUUGGGGAAGAUGAUCCUGAAGGAGGAGCUGGAGAGGCCGAAGCCGCGUGGCAGGAAAUCACGGUCGCUCCCGGACAGAACCACUCGCAGCUUCUCCCCACAGGAUUCGGCCCCCAAGUCUCCCUCCCUGCCCUACCAUGGAAGGAAUGGCCUCCACAGGCUGCAGUCAGCUGACUUUGCCACCCCUCACCAACGGUACCAGAGGAGCGGGACAGAUAUCCAGAACGAGGACAGUGCGACGGGGAGGAUGGACCGAGGAACCUCCUUGCCCACCAUGCUGGAGCUGAAGAUCUACCCGUACGAGCUGCUGAAGGGGAGCAGCAUGAGGAGCAUCAACCUGCCGCAUGGAGUGGACCGGCCCCGACUGGAGCGGCACCUGAGCGUGCAGGAGUUCCAGCAGGUGUUCGGGAUGGGCAUCCAGGAGUUUGACAGCUUGCCCCAGUGGAGACGGACUGAGCUGAAGAAGAGAGCCUGCCUCUUCUGACCCACCAGGCUGCCCCCCGUACACUGUGUGUGUGUGUGUGUGUGGGUGUGGGUGUGGGUGUGGGUGUGUGUGUGUGUGUCUGGCAGGCUGACCCUUGCUUACAGUCACACCCCCCUCCCGCUGGUGGUGACCCCCCCUCUUGCCCCCCCCUCGCUGGCAGUGACCCCGCUGAUGAUGCCCCCCCCCCCCCCCCGUAUCGUGCACAAGUCCCAGUCAAUACCUGACUGAUUUAUUUGCCCCUCUCCGCGGGGGUGGAGUUGACGUGAGGGUGUUUGUGAUUUGAAUGGGGUGUGCUGCCUGCCCUCACGGACCACCACACCUACACUCACACCCACUGGCCCACACCGCACUACCCACACUGGGUGAUUCACCAACAGCUCCCUGUGCCCAGUGCAGCUGCCACAGUAACUGUCCCCCUGAAUCUGCCCGAUCCUCUCCAUGUCCAUGCCCUGCCCCUCCCAAACACCCUGCGCCCGUCCCCCAUCUACACUGUACCCGCCCCCCUCUCCUAUCCCUACACCUUCGCCCUGUCUCCAUGCACCCCUCAGUUGCUCUGUGCCCAUGGCUUGUGCCCCAGGCGUUUGGUGUCACCCUUCUCCACCCCCCCAUGCCCCCAUCCCCUCUAUACCCAUGCUCUCCCUCCCACCCAGACGCUCUUUGCCCUUCCCCUCCGCCAGCCAAUCUCUGCCCAUGCCACCUCCCCAUCCACUCUGUACUCCCAGUCACUCUG
Molecule: messenger RNA, 1868 nt
Organism: Amblyraja radiata (thorny skate)
Lineage: Eukaryota; Metazoa; Chordata; Chondrichthyes; Rajiformes; Rajidae
Gene: dmtn
Product: dematin actin binding protein
Exons: 13
Coding region: 2-1138 (378 amino acids)
Biological process (GO): cytoskeleton organization; lamellipodium assembly; actin filament bundle assembly
Cellular component (GO): actin cytoskeleton; plasma membrane
Molecular function (GO): actin filament binding
Source: RefSeq, a predicted model, not a curated record